GGGAACCUGCUCCCUGCAGCUGUUUCAGCGUUGAAAUCAGCCCUUGCGCCACCACUAAAUGAUGUUUCUUUAAAUUGGGAUGUACGAGUUGACGGCAAGAUGGUGAAAGUCCGCACCACUCCACGUCAAUUGCCUCCACUUUUUUAUGGCCAUCAAAUGAUCGUGUUCGGAGUUAUUCCACCAAGUGAGGAAACAAACAGUGUGGGCAAAGUGGAGGGCACUGUAAAAUUGCAGUACGAACUGAAUGGCACCAUUCAAUCAUACACCUCCGAAAUUCAAUCGCUCCCUCUCGUUCAGGAAAGCCUUCCUAUUCAUAGACUUGCUGCCAAAGUAAAGAUAAAUGAUUUAGACAAAAAGUUGGCCAACACUUUAGCCCUCAAAGUGUGGAAAAAGGGGAAUGUCUGUCAGAAGGCCAUUGACAUCUCGGUCAGUACCAAUGUAAUUUCUCCAUUUACCUCCUACUUUGGAGUCGCUCCAAAAUGUGAAGCACCUAAACCUACUUCAAAACGUACUGAUGGACUACUCAAUAAAUUUAACAUAAUGAAAAUGAAUGAUUUGCGUGCUUGGGCAACGGUGCUGAUGAUUGUUUAUCUCCGUUUCUAUUCGAACCCAGAUGAGAAAGAAAGUGAAUUUCUCAUUUAUAAAGCAAUGGACUGCCUUCAGAAUGAAAUGGGUUACAGCAAUAUUGAGGAGAUAAUUGAAAAGGGCAAAUCGGCGUAUGAAAUGCUGGAAGACGUAGCAACACCAAAUAACGUACUUACUGAACCAUUCCGACCUUGCGAACUUAAUGCUGCGAUAAAACAGCUAAAGUGCAAGAAGUCUCCUGGCGAAGACGGCAUUCAUCCAGAAUUUCUAAUUAGAAUGGGUCCAAAAGCCAAGGAAACCAUGCUGACGCUUUACAACAAAAUCUGGGAGACCAGUCUCGUACCUAACCAAUGGAAAGUUGCCAUAGUAAUACCAGUACUAAGAAAGGGCAAAGACCCUAGCAACUUUGACAACUAUAGGCCUAUCUCCCUCACAAGCGUGCUGGCUAAACUUAUGGAAAGAAUGGUUAACAGGAGGCUCACCUGGUUCCUUGAGACUAACAAUAUUCUUAGGAGUGAACAAGCAGGUUUUAGGCCACAAAGAUCAACGAACCAACAAGUAGCCACUCUCUCCCAACACAUCAAAGAUGCCCUUGAUGCAAGAAAUACCCUUACGGCUGUUUUCGUCGAUUUCAAAUCAGCAUAUGACUUAGUAUGGAAAGAGAAGCUAAUUCUAAAAUUGGCAAAGAUUGAUUUGAAUAGAUCUUCAAAUGCUAAGCUGACAACUUUUUCCAGACCUCUAUUUAGUCAAAGUAAUUAUAACUGUAAUUUUAAGCUUUUAGCUUCCGAUAAUAACUUAACUUGCGAUGAAGAACAUACUGAAAUGGAAACUAGCUGUGGCUUAGUUGCAGAAUCGGAGCCCAGUCGACCACAUAGAAUGCGUUUUAGAAUGGAUUUUAUAUAUCCAAUUAUCAGACGCGAUCAAAACGACGACAUUAUGCAAGUUCCUGUAAUAUCAUCUCAGGAUUUCAAUGACAAUUUUGAUAUUACUGAUCUUACUCAAAUGUUGGAAAAUACUACAGCGGAGGCUUUCACCAAUGAAGAACCCACUCAAGACUUUUCAGAAGUAACUACUGAUGCAAAUAAAGAAAAUUUUGAAAAAUGUCAUGAUCCCCCUCUUGUGACUCCUAAUUUUUCUCAUGUUUCGAAUUCAAUGCAGCCAUAUCUUGAAGUCAAAAAUCCAGAAAGAAAUACAUUUGAUGAAUCGAGUACUUCUAUUAAAACCGAGACCUUGAAUCAAAUUUUAUUGUUUAUGUUAUCCAUUUAUUUCAAAAUUGCAGAUGAUUUGGUUCAGAAUACGACUGAAAUUGGAUCCCAUUCUACUCCACAGAAGUCUCUGAGCGAUUGUGCUGAAUCUCAAAAAUAUGCAGCUAUGCCAACUCCUGCUUUAGGAUUUCCCGGUUUCAAAACUGCCUCUGGAAAUUCCCUAAAAGCUCCUUCCGACGAGGCUCUAAAAAGAGCUAAAUGUCUCUUGGAAGAAGCAGCUAAUUCUGAUAUCCGGGGUAAAUCACUUUCCGAUACUCCUGUUCGAGUUGACAAGUCUACAAAUCCCACCUUUGGGUUUACGACUGCAUCUGGAACCAAUAUAAAGGUUCCAUCUUCCGAAUCUAUAGCUAGAGCCAAACGUCUUGUUAAUGACUGCAAACACUCUAUGAAGGAAUCAGAUGAUAAAGGAGGCUUCAAAAAUCCGUGUGGUAAGAUUCUAAAACCUCCCUCCAGUGCGACACUACAAGAACCCAAUGUUUUGUUGGAGGAAUCUUCUCUUCAUAAAGAAAACAUCGAUUCAAAUAAUAGUUUAAAAGGUACGUUUGAAAUGGCCAUUAGAAAGAAUUUGAAGUUCGCGUCUGGUGAAUCCAUCGAGCAUAUAGGGUGUUUGUUUGAAGACUCAAAUACAAAUAACAAAACUACUAAAUCAUCAGGCAGCUCUAUGACAGAAACCACCACGGAAUCAGCUGAUUCGAUGUGCAUCAUCCAGGCUCCCAAUACAGUUUCCUUUAAGCAGUCUAACAGACCCUUAGAACGUUCGACACUCCCCAAAGAUUCAUCAUCAAUCAUUUCCGCCACUGGUAGUGGUCCAACGCUGCAAUUGUCUUCCAUGGAAUCACUUAAUAGUUCUAAGCAACUUAUGGAAGCAUGGUCUAAGGAGCCAGGUACAAUCUUCAUGGGUCGAAAGAAUGGGGAAACCCCUAUUUUAAGUAGUCAUAGCCUACCUCAAAGUGGAUUUAAAUCAGCUUCAGGAAAGACAAUCGCUGCAGUAUCGGAGGAAGCCAUGAAAAGAGCCACUGCCCUUUUAAAUGAAGUUACCAAGGAAAUUGAAAUUAGUCAGGAAGUACCAGCAAUUUCAAAUAGGAUUUCUCCCCCAGUUGGAGGCGGUUUUAAAUUGGCUUCAGGGAAAGCAAUAGACCCAGCAUCGGAUGAGGCAAUGAAACGAGCGACAACCAUUUUUAAUGAAUGUGCCAGGGAAACUGAAAUUAUGAAGGAAUCAAUUACUUCAAACAAGACUACUCCACUUGUUGGAAGUGGCUGCGGGACGGUUUCAGUUAGAUCAACUACCCCGGUAUCAAAUAAGGCAACGGAACAGCCCACUAUUCCACUUAAUGAAUGUGCAAACGAAACAGAAGGUGUACAAGUGGAAAUGUCUGCACUUAAAUCGCCCUCGCUUGAAAUCAGUUCCUCACCAUCUCGCAAGGCGGAAAAUUCUGAGUUGUCUCCAGUGUUAGAUUUUGAUGAAUCCUUUGAAAUUUCCUCCCAGAUGAUGAAUGUGUUGGAGGGGAGAAUAUCCCAACCUCAGCAAAACACUCAAUCCUUAUUUAUUGAAGAACGGCGUUGUGCACUGAGAGCAGAACAGGAGAGUAAAGCUGCGUCUCGAUUUAAGUCUAUCAAUGCCUCUGAUCUCAGUGCAUCGAGAAUUAAUUCUCUCUCUGCUUGUUCAAGGGAGUCCUACUCGAAAACUCAUCGGAUAAUUCAUGAACCUUCUUCUCCUGGGUUGUUGUGGAAGCGUCGAAAAAUUGGUGGUCAUUCCGUUAAAGAUAUCUCUAUUUCUCUUUCCGGCCUUGCUAGCAAAGAGUUGAAUUUCGUUGAUGAUUUUAUUCGGUUGGACAAUCCCGGACCAUUUUCUCUGAAUAAUGCUUCAGAUUUGAGGUUUAAAGUAGACUCGUGUGACUUGCAAAUCAGUUAUCUCCUCGGAGAUGAGGUUGAAAUUAUUCCUGAUUCGUUUGGUUAUGUAGGCUGUGAGGAAGUUGUAAGGGCGUUUGUAUGUUCGCCAGGGGUGACCAGUGGUUUGGCAACGCGUCAAUGGAUUGUUCAUCACUUCUGUCAACUUGCAUGGCGCUUCGGGUCUACAACCUUGCUGCACUAUGAUAGUCUUAUGAGGAGUGUUUCCACGAAUUUAAUUCUUCCUCACUCAUCCAUGGAACGAACCGAUGGUCGUCUUCUGCUUCACGCCUUACUGUUGGAAUUGAAAUACCGAUAUGACCGAGAGUUAGAAGCUGUUCAGAGACCAGCAGUUCGUAGGAUACUCGAACGGGAUGACACCCCUGCAAAGAGGAUGGUCCUCUGUGUGAGUCACUUAGAAGGCCUACCUAAUCAUCAAUACAGAGGUCGUCUAACAGAUGGCUGGUAUCAUAUUGACUGGGUUCCUGAUCCUCUACUCACUCGUCUUAUUGAACGUGGACGAAUAAGAGUGGGGACAAAGUUGGCCACAGCUGGUGCUGAGUUCAUACAAGCCCCGUCUGGUUUCGGUGGUGAUAAAGGAAAAGAGUGUAAGGGAGAGGAUGCUCAUCUUUACGGGCAAUUUUCGAAUGGAUUGGCUUUGCGACUCAAUGGCAAUUCGACUGUGCCGGCACCGUUCAAUGCACGGCUGGGUUUUGCAAGUCAUCAACCAAUGGCUAAUCUCCCACCAAUUCCUCUCUCUUCUAUCACAUCGGACGGUGGGGCUGUGUCAUCUGUCUGUGUUCUUAUUCAGAGACGCUUCCAAUUGCAGUACAUGGAAACAUGUUCGCCAGAGGAUGGAGAGGCGAGCGAAACAGAAGGAUCUCGCAGACAACACGUCUUUCGUGAUCCUCGAUCUGAGCAAGCAGCCGAAAGAAAACAUGCCGAAAAGUGUCAACGAGCUUUUGAUAAGGCUCUUGGUGAAUUUACCUCAUCCAAGGGCAGACGCGGUCGUCGAUCUCAACCAAAGGCUGCUUUCCUCAAUUCUCUAGGACUGGAUGGUGAGGCCUUGUGGAAUGCAGUUAAUAAUGCUCUUGAUCCCGGUCUUGCUGAAAGUGAUCUGUCUGCCGCUCAGCGUGAUGCUAUGCUCCGGUACAAGGAGACGGCUAUGCAGGAAAUUCUCUCCCAGUCUAUUUCCAAGCGAGAGGUUACGCAGCUUUUGCGACUUCAAGUAGCUGGUAUUCAUCCUCAAGAUGUCAGAAAGCGUUGUGAACUGCCUCUGACAUUGUGGAAUCCAACUGAAGAAAUGGUAGAAGUUUUACAAGAAGGAUCUGUCGUCCAAUUAACUCGAAUUAACGUUUCGACAACACGUAUUACAGAUCCGUUCGCAUCCCUCUCUUUGAGUGCUACUGAAAAUGGGCAAUUAGUGAGCUUGUCUGGUAGUCGCGGAACAAAAGUUCGCCCUUUAAAGGCAACACAGAUGGUAAAGUUCUUCAAACAGGGUAAACCGACGGAUUCGAUGUCAGUUCAAGAUCUCAUUGAAACUAUCUACCGACCAAGGCACUUUUUUUCCAUUGGAGAGUUGGCGACUGUUGUCGGAGAUUCAUCUGAUCGCGCAAAGGUUGUGAACUUUACAGCCUUCGUGGUUGGCACAAAGACUACAACUUCCGCGACCACAAGGAUUUCUGGUGGUGGUGGUGGAGGAGGAAGCAACACUUUCAAAAUUAACUCUGACCUCGGAGUUGUCUAUCUUGCCUCAUUGCGUGGCGAGGAUGGUGAGGAAGAUUUCAGCACGAUUGCAGUCCUUCGGAUUUGGGGAGGACUUGACCGCUACUGUCUCAGCUCCGUGCUCUCAGCAAGAAAUCGAGUUCGUUUUACUGACGUGCAACUCAAAAGCAUCAGUAAGCUUCAAUUGGAUCCUGACUUCCCCCCUAAUGGAAAUCAAGACGUCAAUUGUGUCCUCUUGAACUACACUGCAGCUAGCUAUGUUACUACUGAAACUGCACCAAGAGAUAUUUCAAUGAACAAACGCUUUCAAACUCCGUGGAAAGAGACGCCUCAGCUCUACUCCUUCAUGCAGGCCUGCAUGGAGUCCCACUUCCAGAAAUUUUUCUCUGGAACCUCCUUGGUACGCACCCCAGCAUCGAGAUGUCUUCGUUCUUCUGCCCGCUUUGCCUCACCAUUAAUUUCUGCGUCAAAAACAGAAUCCACCUCUCCACCUUCUAGCGUUAAUGUGAAGGAACAGAGUAGUGUCGUCAAGCAUGAGGUGUCAUCUAGUUCCUCAAUUACAAGAAUCCGAACUAGAACUGGUCUUUGUCGCCCACGAAAGUCAAUUUCCGCCGCUCUUGCUGCUUCAACUCCUAAUACUUCUCUUAUUCAAGAUACCUCGGUAGUUAAAGAGGAAUUCCCGACCCCAUUGCAUCCAGCACCCUCUGCAUUUUCAACUCCCCUCUCUGCUAAACGUUCAUUUUCGACGAGUUUGGGUAAAAUGGAGUCAGUCGUACCGCCUGUGCUCGAAAGAUCAUCUCCCAUCGCAAAGCGUCGAAGAUCCACUUUGUUUGCAUCUUCUAUUCCUAUGCAGAGUUCUAGAGCUUCCCCCAGGUUGGAAACUUCAAAUUCAUCUGCGUUCGAUCACCAUGUGGUCUCCCCCAAUUUCGACUCCGAUACUGAGUCAACUGAGCCCCAAAGAACUGAGAUAGAAGCAUCAGAAAUGAAAACUUCGGAUUUUGGCCCCUCUUCUCGCGGUAUUAAUUCUGAUACUACCUCAACUGAACCCCAAAGAAAUUCUAGUGCAUCCUUACAAGCCAUUACACACCCAGAAUCCUCUCUAGAAGCGAAUUCUUCUGUACUGUUUGAAGAUACUCCAUCGUUGGAUGUGAGCAUUGCCGAUUUGGUGAAGACUAGGAAACGCAAGUGUAACUCGCAGACUUCAUCUCCCGCCCCAACCCGGAAAAAAUCACUCAAAUUGAGGGGUACUCAAUAG
Messenger RNA from Rodentolepis nana, 6717 nucleotides. The record is from the annotation of a GenBank genome assembly. NCBI's taxonomy places the organism in Eukaryota, Metazoa, Platyhelminthes, Cestoda, Cyclophyllidea, Hymenolepididae.